This is a messenger RNA of Saccostrea cuccullata (small rock oyster), 2255 nucleotides long. RefSeq names its product flap endonuclease GEN homolog 1-like. Gene Ontology annotation, molecular function: four-way junction DNA binding; 5'-flap endonuclease activity. The record is from RefSeq and is a predicted model, not a curated record. NCBI's taxonomy places the organism in Eukaryota, Metazoa, Mollusca, Bivalvia, Ostreida, Ostreidae. The coding region runs from base 134 to 1606 and encodes 490 amino acids. The transcript is spliced from 12 exons.
UUUCCCGAACUGGAGCAAGGCCUAGUUUUAUCUUCCUGGUACAUCAAAAUUCAAACAAGAGCGCAGAUUUUAGUAAGUGUUUUUGUGAAAACAGUCAUAUAAGCUCGUGGUCAAAAGAAGCUUCACAAUUGAGAUGGGUGUGAAGGAUCUGUGGAAGGUCUUGUCCCCCGUGGCACAGAAGUCUGUCCCUGUGAAAUCUUUGGCAGGAAAAACCCUGGCAGUAGACCUCAGUGGGUGGAUCGUGGAAUUCAGAAGUAAUCAGACCGUUCCUCACCUAUAUCUCAGGACAUUGUACCAGAGAACAACUAGGCUGAUGAAGGCCGGAGUAAAACUGGUAUUUAUUGCUGAUGGAGUAGCCCCUGAAUGUAAGAGAGACACAAUAUUGGCUCGCAAUAAAGAUGGAUUUGCAUCCAGCAAGCCACACAGACAGUGGUUUAAUUCAAUCACUGAAAAGUGUUUUGCUGUGUUAGAGUGCCUUGGGUUGCCUUGUGUUCAGGCACCAGGAGAAGCCGAGGCCUACUGUGCCUGGUUAAACAACACUGGGAAAGUUGAUGGUAUCCUCACUGAAGAUGCAGAUGCCUUUCUUUAUGGAGGCAAAGUUGUAUACAAAAAUUUACAUGCAUUAAACAAGCAUGAAUAUUUAGUUGAUGUCUAUGACAUUAGAGAUACUGAAAAUAAACUUGAGCUGACAAGGGAGACCUUGGUUGCUAUGGCAAUGCUAGUUGGUUUUGACUAUGACAAAGGACUGAGAGAUAUUGGAAUAGAGAAAGCUCAGGAAUUGUUUAGAGAAAUGGCAUGCAACCAGCAAGAUCCAUUAACAAGGAUAACAGGCUGGAGAACAAAUAAAGAACUGGAAAGACUGUCAACAUCAACAGAGAAAAGAGAGGCCCAUUGUAAACAAUGUCAACAUAAAGGAACAAAGAACCAGCAUGAGAAGGAGGGAUGCACUGACUGUAAUUUGAAAAUAUCAUGUGAUCAAAGUUCAAAAGUCAAAUGUUCCUGUGGAGGAGUAUUUCACGAGAAGGAAAAGCAUAGAUUAGAACUGAGAUGUUACCAAAAAGCCAUAAAGAAUCAUUCUUUUCCAAACAAAAAGGUGGUGGAUGAGUUUCUUCAUUCCACUGAUAAUUUGACAGAGACUAGCUUUGAGUGGAAAAGAAUUGAUAUUAACAAAUUAAAAAAUCAAGUCCCUUGGGUGCGUUAUGAAGAUAUAGCAGAACUUCUUGUGCAGCUUAAAAUGAUAGGUUUAUCCUGCUUCACAGAUGCAGAAUCAAUUAUUAGACCUUUGAGAAUAUUAAACAAAUGCCAACAGAAUUUUGUGAAAUGUUUUGAAGUCCAGUGGACCAAACUGGAUGUUGACAGCCAAUCACAAGGUGAUUGUUAUACAUUCAUUGUUGAUCAAGAGCCCUUUAAGAGGUUGUACAAAAAUGUAGUCGUACAGUAUCAGACAGAAGUGGAAGAAGAAAACAAAAGGAAAGAGAGAGAGAGACAGAUAAAAAGAGGCAAGAAAAGACAGGCUACUGGAACUUUGGAUGGAAAAUCCACAUUGAUGACAGAUUAUUUUAAAGUGAAGAAAAAGUCUUCACCACCCCCACCAGAAGUUGAAUAGAACAUUCAACCGUGAGCCUACAUGAAAAUUAGCGGAGAAAUGAUAGGGGCCCCAUGAAGCUGUCUUACUGUAAUGGAUCAAGUCAACCAAAAACACACACUAUGAUUAAGGUUAUCAUCAUAUAAACUUAGCUUUAAUGUUUGACAUUAUAGUCAAUUGUUCAUUCUAAUGAUGUGAUUAUACUUGACUGUACAUUGUGACUAUAUACAUGCCAUUUUACUCUCUAGUCAUUAAGCAGCUAGACUUCUCCUAGUCAAAAUAUUAAAUCACAGAAAUUCAUCAAAAAUGUUACAAGAAAUUGUUGAAUUUCAUUAUUUACAUGUAAAAAUGUAUAAAUUAUUAUAAUAAUUAUAGUCUGCCAAAUUUUUGAUACAUCUUUUCUUUUUAUCUUUAAUACUAGUAUGCUUAUACUUUGAAUGUCUUUCAAAAUGAAGUUUUUAAGAAAUUGAAAUUAUGUUUUUUUAUGAUUGUAUAUUCUGAAGAUGAAAUAUUUCAUCUAUACCGUUGACCUGGAUGUGUUAUUUAAAACACAAUUCAAUCAUAAAUUUCAUCAAAAAAAAUUUGCACACUGGUGUUGACAGUUAACAAGUUCAUGUAGAAAAGCUACCAGUAUAUGUAAUGUCAGACUGGUGUUAAAUUCAUGUAGAUA